Molecule: messenger RNA, 432 nt
Organism: Clonostachys solani
Lineage: Eukaryota; Fungi; Ascomycota; Sordariomycetes; Hypocreales; Bionectriaceae
Source: the annotation of a GenBank genome assembly
AUGGAUGAACUCAAGAUUCAAGAACACUUCGUGGCAUUUCUAGGGAAACUGGCGGACCCAACAAUGUUUUUAUUCUUUGCCUUUGCUGGCACUGAGGUUGCCAACAUCAGAAGUGAUAGUCAGGGCUCUAAUAGCACUACCGGAGAAUCCACCGGAUUCAAUCUCGCUUUUCUCAUUUACAUCUCUCUCUCCUUUGGGUUCUCUUUGAUAGUCAGCGCCUGGGUAUUCUUUCAAAUCAACGAUGGUCUGUUCAACCCUGCCGUCACUCUGAGGAUUGUCAUGGUCAAAGCUACUAUAGUUAUUAAUCGUAUUUGCCCGCUGGCGGCCCAGAUGACUAGCGCCACCAUCGGUUCUACGGUUGUACGAUAUCUCUUCCUUAAGUGGUUCGAUAUACAUACUACUCUCGGAGGCGGUGCUUCGCUUGCACAAUGA